AUAUGGCAUGGCCAAGUUCUGGUUAUUAAGAACCUAUUCAACAUUCGCCUGUGCAAGAAACUCCAGAGAAAAUCCCACCUCUCUCUCUCUCUCUCUCUCUCUCUCUCUCUCAUCCAUCUCAUUAGCUAACCAGCAGUUGAUGUCAAGCUUCAACUUGGCAAAGAAGCUCCUGCCCGCUAAGAAGGCGUGGAAGAGCCUCACCAAAAAACUACAAUCGAAGCUUCACAAACUCAUCAACAUCUCAAUAUCCGCCAAUAAAACCACCCGAGGCCGUAAACCUCUGCGCUCCAGCCAUAGCGUUCUGAUUCCCCGGUCUUUCACCCGGCACCACUCUCCUCCUGCCUACCACUGCCACCACUCCGGCCACCAAUACCUCCACAAGAACGUGCCGGCUAUUUAUGUGGACGAGCUCUUUGCCCGAGGCGUUAACAAUCCAUCGCAUGCCGAGAAAAUGAUCUACCAAGAUGAGGGGAAAAGUAGUAGUGCCAAACAAAUGGGAGCAACAACCAGUACCGGUAGGGGUGAAAAUAAGGCCGAGGGCAAAAAGGUCCUUUUACUGCCGCAGUGGCGGGGAAUCGACGAGAGGGCAGAGGAGUUUAUUUCCAAGUUUCGCGAGGAUAUGAGGAUGCAGAGGAAGAAAUCUAUCGAUGAUUUCCAUGAAAUGCUGGCUCGGAGUUGUUAGACAAACUUUACAAUCGUUACGGGCCAAAGAUUUAUUUCGUCUCUAAAAUUGAAUUUCGAGUUACAAUUCUACGGCUAGUACGUAGUGCCUCGGGAUGGAAAUUUUAGAAUGGAAAAAAUUGGAUGCCUCUAUUUUGCUAUAUAGAAGUAGAUAAAAGGUUGUGAAAAGAUUAGUGUUAGAGAUUGAUUUUGUUUCUUAGAACUAGUUUUAUUUUUUAUUUUUUCUUUUGUUUGGGGGUGAUUUGCAUGUAAAAAACUAUAGGAAGCGUGCAUGGGAUUAUUUGCUCAUUGGUUUUGUGUUUAGCUAUUGAUGGGGUUUGUUUGCAAGUGUUACUUUAUACAUCGUGAAUUAUAGGUUUCCGAUAAA
Rhododendron vialii is the source of this 1048-nucleotide messenger RNA. RefSeq lists its product as uncharacterized. The transcript has a single exon. The coding region runs from base 8 to 682 and encodes 224 amino acids. NCBI's taxonomy places the organism in Eukaryota, Viridiplantae, Streptophyta, Magnoliopsida, Ericales, Ericaceae. The record is from RefSeq and is a predicted model, not a curated record.